Messenger RNA from Phlebotomus papatasi, 2324 nucleotides. Its product is annotated as sodium-coupled monocarboxylate transporter 1-like. The transcript is spliced from 7 exons. Gene Ontology annotation, cellular component: membrane. Gene Ontology annotation, biological process: transmembrane transport; sodium ion transport. The record is from RefSeq and is a predicted model, not a curated record. NCBI's taxonomy places the organism in Eukaryota, Metazoa, Arthropoda, Insecta, Diptera, Psychodidae. Bases 134 to 1915 code for a protein of 593 amino acids. Gene Ontology annotation, molecular function: symporter activity.
AAGUCACGGGGAGAGUGAGAAGGCAGAUCUGUAGCUGCAGCGGUUUGACCCUCAAACUAGUAUUUAUCAGCCUCCCGAAAAACGCGCCUUAAGACGGUAUUCUCGCCAGAGUGGUUCAGUAGCUCAUACGAUAAUGAUCGGUGCUAACGUUGCGAGUCAAUCCUUUUCCAUUGUGGAUUUUGUGAUCUUGAUCCUCAUGCUCAUCAUAUCGAUGGGCAUUGGGGUAUAUCAUGGAUAUGCAAAUCGCAGGACAUUGAAGACUGAGGCUGAAUACCUGAUGGGUGGUCGAAAAAUGAGUGUGAUUCCAGUGGGAAUGAGUAUUCUGGCCAGUACACUGAGUGCCAUUGGUUUGAUGGGUGUUCAGACGGAGAUGUAUCUCUAUGGGAGCACCUUUGCUUUCUCCUUCUUCCCAUUUUUGCUCACAGCCCUCCUAUUCAACAAGUACAUCCUGCCCAUCUUCUAUUCGCUCAACAUCACCUCCAUGUACCACUAUCUCGAGAAGAGAUUCGACUGGCGAGUUCGUCUCUUCGGUUCUAUCUCUUUUCUCAUCCUCUCAACACUCUACAUGCCAAUUCUUCUGUACGUACCAAGUCUGUCACUCAAUCAAGUAACUGGCACCAAUGUACACAUCACAAGUUCUAUUUUGGUAUCAAUCGUUGUUCUUUACACCUGUAUAGGUGGCUUCCGUGCGACAGUAUGGACGGAUGUUUUUCAAACAAUCGCUAUGUUUGGGUCGAUAAUUGUGGUGCUAAUAAAAGGCACUAUGGAGAUAAGCGAAGAAAUUGGCUUUGAUGGCAUUUUCCGCAACACCUACGAGAGGGAUCGCUAUGAAUUUCCCACAUUUAACAUUGAUCCCACUAUACGGCACUCCUUCUGGUCCAUCACUUUCGGAGGCGUCGGCUACUGCGGUUACAUCUUCUGCAAUCAGAAUGUCGUCCAGCGGUAUCUGUCCCUGCCAACUAUGCAGAAAGUCCAUCGUGCAGCCUGGCUUUCCGUGGGCAUCUUUGUCACCAUCUACUUUCUCAGUAUCUACGGAGGAUCCUUGCUUCUGGCCACCUUCACUGACUGCGAUCCCAAGAUGGCUGGUUUCAUCCGGGAACACGAUCAGCUAAUCCCUUUCUUUGUGCUGCUCAUCUCCCGAAAUCUACCCGGACUAGCGGGAAUCUUUAUCGGAGGGAUGUUUUGUGCUGCACUCAGUUCAAUGUCCACUUUUCUCAACUCUAUGGCUGCUGUGGUACUCGAAGACUUCUUCAAACCCCUAGCCAGAAAGAAGCUCAGUAUGCGUGCCAAAAAUUGGAUCAUGAGGGGCGUUGUGGUUGUCUUUGGACUGCUCUGUAUCCCAUUAAUGGCCAUCGCUGAGAAAUCCAACACAAUCAUGCAGCUGACAAAUAGUUUUGAGGGGGUUACUAGUGGUUCCGUCCUAGGAAUCUUCAUCCUGGGCAUUUUCUUCCCCAGCAUCAACGGAAGCUGUGCCCUUACAGGAGGCAUCGCAGGACUGAUUCUCAUGGGGUGGAUUAGUUUUUCCGCCCAGAGUGCUAUUGCAGCUGGUGAUAUAGUGUUCGAGACAAAGCCUCUAUCUCAUGAAGCUUGUCCAGAUCUCUUCAACGUCACAGUCAAUCUCAAUGAGACAUCGUUAGAGACAGAAAGAUCUUAUGUGAUGCCUCUGUACCGAUUAUCCUACUUAUUUUAUAUUCCCCUGGGAAUUAUCACGACAAUGUCUGUGGCUUUCAUUAUGAGAUACCUAACUGGUGGCAACAAACCCGGAGAUGUGGAUUCAACCCUCAUUUCACGUCUUGUGCACUCGCGUGAUACAGACGUAAACGAAAUUGCCCAGAGUCAGAACAUUGUUGAGGAGAAGAUCGAUCUCAUGCCGAAAGACGAAAGGACGCUGUCCAAAGUUAAAAUAACAAAAUAGUAGUGAUUUUUUUUCUAUCGAUUACAUUAGCAAAUAUACUUGUUUUUAUUAGUUUUUUUCUCAUACUUUGUAUAAUUUUACAAUUGCAAGACAUAUUCAAUAAGUCAUACAGUAAAUUAAAUAAUAAAUAUAAUUAUAUUUUUCAAAUAUAUAAUAGAGAUUAGAAGAGGUGUGUUUAUAUAUUUUUCACUUAUCCACUAAAUUUUUUGUUCUUUUUUUCACUUUUUUUUUAUACUUACGCAAAUACUCUUUUAUUUUUGUUUUUUUUUCAUUAUUUUUGUGUUUCAUCUGCAUUCCAUUUUUUUUUCUUCUCCUUCAUCAUCAUGACUAAGUAUUAACACUGAAUUUAUAAGAUGAACGAACAAUAAUUUUGCACAUACGACAUUAAAUUAGUAAAUUAAAAAAUCAA